Molecule: messenger RNA, 1099 nt
Organism: Anopheles moucheti
Lineage: Eukaryota; Metazoa; Arthropoda; Insecta; Diptera; Culicidae
Product: sugar transporter SWEET1-like
Exons: 4
Coding region: 1-681 (226 amino acids)
Biological process (GO): carbohydrate transport
Cellular component (GO): membrane
Molecular function (GO): sugar transmembrane transporter activity
Source: RefSeq, a predicted model, not a curated record
AUGUUUACCAUGGAGCUAUUAGCUGCUCUCGAACCGCACCGAGAACGGAUCGGACAGGUAGCCGGAAUGCUGACGGUGGCCCAGUACAUAGCGGGAUGGUUUAUUUGCAACGACAUUCGGCGUCGACGUACUACGGUUGGUGUAUCACCGCUUCGUUUCAUCGGUGGAUGUGGACUCUCCAUUCUUCAACUACAGUAUUCCCAAAAACUUCAAGCUCCGGCACUCAUCUGGACGAGCAUUAUUACGUUAACCUUUUCGAUGCUUUACUCGCUUUGGUUCUGCUGGUACACACCGGCGAAUUUGAGGAGUUCCUUCUAUAGACUAACAACAGGCGCUGCCACCAUCACAGCCGGUCUGUACGCGUAUGGCGCCCAAGGUGACAGUCCCGAAAUUAUGUACCGACUCGGGCUGGUGCUCACAGUGCUAGCGCUCGCUUUCAUCGCUCUACCGCUGGUUCAGUUGCGCUCCAUUAUUCGCGCCAAAAGCAGUGCAGGAUUGCCACUGCCGGCAAUACUCGCCUCGACCGGUGCAACCAUCCUGUGGCUGCUGUACGGACUACUCAUCAACAACACGUUCAUAGUGGUUCAGAAAAUCAUUGCCAUGGGCUUGUGCACCGUCCAGCUAUCGUUGUUUAUCAUUUACCCAGCAUCCAAAGCCGAUGAGAGGAAAAAGCAACACUAAUACACCGUGCAGAGUUCUCUAUUUGCUCCGUUGCUAUUUGGGAUGAAAGUUUGACCGGCCUGUUGGACAGUUGAUAAGGCAUUUGUGCGCGAAAUCAUCGUUUGUUCAUGGUUUGAUUCUGGAUGCUGCACUGAUAGGAUAAGUUGGAUUUGCAAAAAACGAUUACACACGACACGCUUUGUUACGUUACAAUUGUUUAGGGGAAAGUGCAUUUAAAAUGAUAAAAGAAAUGAAUGAUUUAAUGCAUAGCGUAGAAAGCAUCGUGCGGAAGUGUAUGACCGAUAUGGUUCACAAGUUUAUGCUGCUGAACGGGAAACAUUGCGGAGACUACGGUUAUGUGCGAUGACAAAAAUAAUUGUGUAUUACUAAACCCUAUUCAAAUCUGAUGAACCGUUACUGAAUUAUGCUGUCCACAAAC